Molecule: messenger RNA, 369 nt
Organism: Manis pentadactyla (Chinese pangolin)
Lineage: Eukaryota; Metazoa; Chordata; Mammalia; Pholidota; Manidae
Gene: DEFB125
Product: defensin beta 125
Exons: 1
Biological process (GO): innate immune response
Cellular component (GO): extracellular region
Source: RefSeq, a predicted model, not a curated record
UCUGCAGCUGGAUGGAAAAUUCAAAGAUGUCAGAAGAAUUACAGUGGGCACUGCAGAAGACAAUGUUUACAUACUGAAAGGUAAAAAUUUCUCUGUACAAACAAGCAAACAUGCUGCAUUCCCACCAAAAUACAUAAAGAAUACGCUCAAACAUCAACUCCCCCACCUGCUAGAGAAGAUGAAACUGUUGAACUUAGUACUUGGAAUUUCAUUCCCCAAUCCCCCAUUUCUGGGUUCCACGAUGAGAUAACUAUUUAUAAAUCUAUGACUAGAGGAAGCACAGUAACUGGGACCAUCACUCCUAAGACAAAUCUGUCUUCCCAGGCAUUGGUACAUCCUUCUGAGAGCACUAAUGGCACAACUAAGUAA